CUCCGUUUGUGCGCGCCAUUCCGCGGAGCCAUGACGAAGACGGACCAGUUCUACGAGGUGGUCUUCCGCCUCGUCAAGGAGGCCGGGGCGAACUGAAAAUCUACCUCCUGGGAUGACUCGCAUGCAUCUGGCUCGAGCGCUCGAUAACGUUAUCGGCUCGGGGAAAAAGGUCCCGAAGAAUCGCUCCUGACGAAACGCUCCCCGGAGAUUUCAACGAGUUAGUCGUUCCAGAGUUUUAGGAAGGUUUCUUUUUCUUUCGAGCAUUAGAUACGCUCAAGAUCUCUCUACCUCGAGCCGCGAGUUAUUUACAUCGUGAAGGACAAGAUCAACCGACCGAAGGACAUCAUGCUGAAGUCCUGCGAGGUCGACCUGGUCACGGAAACCGAUCGCCAGGUGGAGAAACUCCUGAUCGACGGGAUUUCCGCGGAGUUUCCGGACCACAAGUUCAUCGGCGAGGAGACUACCGACACGAACGUCAAGGUGAAGCUCACCGACUCGCCAACCUGGAUCAUCGAUCCGAUCGACGGGACGAUGAACUUCGUGCACGGGCUGCCGCACACCUGCAUCUCGAUCGCGCUUAUGAUAAAUAAGAUAACGGAGAUCGGGAUCGUCUACAACCCGAUUUUGGAGCAGCUCUUCACGGCACGCAGAGGCCAAGGGGCCUUCUUGAACGGAGCCCCGAUCCGGGUGUCCGACACCAAAGAGCUCUGCGAAGCCUUGCUGAUGAUCGAGGUGGGCACUUGCAGGGACCCGGAGAAGAUGAAGGUCGUCAUGGAGAACAUGCACAUAUGUGCGCCCCGGGUUCACGGGACGAGAUCCCUAGGAUCGGCGGCCCUGAACAUGUGCAUGGUGGCCAUGGGAGGUGCGGACGCCAACUUCGAGUUCGGCAUCCACAUAUGGGACAUCGCGGCCGGCGACAUCAUCGUCCGGGAGGCCGGCGGUGUGUGCAUCGACCCUGCAGGCGGAGUCCUGGACCCCCUAGGAAGGCGAGUCCUGUGUGCCUCGACGGUGGAAUUAGCGCAGACGAUCGCCAAAAUCCUGAUGCAGUAUUAUCCAGAGCGCGACUGAUGCGCCACCACGAUCCGUACGGCAAGGAUCCACCCGAUCUCGACCGCCCUUCGACUCCUAGUAGCUGAACGUUAACGCCAGAAGCCAAGACUACCGAGGAACCGACGUCCGAGAUCGGUUCCCGGUGCCCGUCCGCCGAGCAAGUACCUGGACAGAUCCAUCCGACUCAGACCUCGUAUCCCAUCGAGGAAAAAAGAACCGACACCUCGCGAGGUGAACCGGCGCCCUUAACCUGGAGGACACUCCAGGAAGCCGAGUCCUCCCCGCCCCUCCGAGUGGUUCCCACGACUCCACCCAACACGGAUAACCAGAGAAAAACGUAUCAACUGUAUUUUAUUGUAAAACAGAGUUCAACUAACAAUAAAGUGUUCGCUCGA
Molecule: messenger RNA, 1445 nt
Organism: Orussus abietinus
Lineage: Eukaryota; Metazoa; Arthropoda; Insecta; Hymenoptera; Orussidae
Product: inositol monophosphatase 1
Exons: 7
Coding region: 346-1068 (240 amino acids)
Biological process (GO): phosphatidylinositol phosphate biosynthetic process; inositol metabolic process; signal transduction
Molecular function (GO): inositol monophosphate 1-phosphatase activity
Source: RefSeq, a predicted model, not a curated record